GAAGUUGCCUCAAUCAUCAAAUUAUGAUGUGUCCUGUACAAUAUUCUUGAAUGUACUAAUGCAAGCCUACAAAUUCUGAGAUAUUUAUAUUUUCAAAGAGGAAACUAUUUUUCGGGUAUCUUAUCUUUUAUGACAGCUAAAAAAUAAAGAAUUUCAUUGAUGAUGGUAUUUAUUAGUACGGAUAACUAGAAGAUCUGAACCGAGGAAAGCAAAACAUUACGCCAAUUACGCUACAAUUAAUUACUUAUUAUUACUAUCUAUCUGAAUCUGCAAUAGUGAAGUCUUGUUAGUGUGUGUUCCUGAGUUGUAUCGAUUCUAAACCUUUCCAAUACAUUUCAAACCAGAAUACUGGGUGACAUCUAAACCCUAAUGCCUAAUUUUUUUUUUUGGUUUUUGAUAAUUUAAUUAAAUUUAAAUAUCCUAAAAAAAUUCCUGGAACCUUAUCAGGUAAAUUUUGAGUUAACGUUAUGGGUUUUGCCAAGAGUUUUCUCACCCUAAGCGCAGUCCUUCUUUGAAGGACCCGAACGAUGUGUGAUAUAUAACAUUCCUGUUCUUUAUUACUCUAUUGAGCAUUACCCGCUCAUAAACGAUACGGUUAAUAUGAAGUAUAUUGAAAUAAAAUUUUUCAUUAAUCUGUAUUAUAAUUCAACUUACACGUUUCAAAAGAAAAAAAAAACCACAUCCUUGCUGAUAGCCCAAGACCCAACACCGGUGAAAAAAAAGACCCCUCCCAUUGCUAUUAAUUUAAAUACCAAAAUAAGAAACAUAGAAUGUUGUUUUUGCUUUGACAAUUUCAUGCUUGUUUUUUAUAUUAAUCAACAAAAACGUCACGUUGCAAUAAUCAGGAAUUUUUUUGUUUUUAGUUUGGAAAAAGUAGGAAAUUUUGUUUUUAAAAAAGAGUGUGAACCCUGCCAAUAAAUACAUUUUAAAACACAGUUAAAUCCCAUUUCAUAGGCAGAAGGACAAGUUUUCGUUUAAGUAGGUUAGGCAGUAGUCGGUUAAUAUAUAUAUACUUUAUAUAUAUAUAUUUAUGUAUAUAUUAAAUGUAUGUUUAUUCAUUUUUAUAUAUAUUUUAUAUUGGGUGGUCGAGCGGUCUAAACUGUCUCAAACCAAAUAGCUGGUGCUUUGGAGUUCAAUCCCCACCAAAGCCAACAUCCCAAAGCACCCCGGAUGGAAAGGACUCGUUAGCCUUGGACUCAUCUAAGAGAAGGCAAAUUCUGAAAUCAAACCAGAGCCAGAAUGAUCAAAGUGUAGAAAACACAAAGGCUUUUAUGUUUUAACAUUACUUCUUUCUUUACUUCUUAUUAAUAGCAUUUUUCUUUUAGGUGCCAUAAUGAAGAAUCAAAUCACACUAAAGGGUAAAAAUAACAAAAAGUAGUGUUGUUUAACACAGCACUACAUCAUAUGAUGUUUUUUGCAAAUGUGCCAAAGCACUACUGGGCCGGGGGGAUUGUGAGUAGAAAAGUAUGCUUAUGUUCAUAACCCAAAAUAUCAUUCAUUAACUGAGACAAAAAUUCAUCAUAAAACUUUUUUGUUAACCAAUUGUUUGUCAACUGGGCGUUCGUUAUUGAGGUCCCAGUGUAUUUCCUUUCUUUUAAAAUACAUCUUAGCGCCUGAACCCUAUAAAUAUUUUAAACUUAUGUCCCAUCCCCCUUUUACCACCCAAUGAAAUGUAUUUUCUAAAAAUGGUCCAACAAAUUCUCUGUAUACUUUGAAUUAUAUGGCUGGAUUAACCUGCUAAUCUUCUGUUUAAAAGAUUCUUUAAAAUCUUUUUGAAAGUGCACCAUUUUGCAAACAUAAAAUAAAGCCAUAUUGAAAAUCCUUGCACCAAAAAUAACUUACAUUAAACAUUCAUUAUAGAGCGGCCACAACAAGCUUAUUCCUAAUAAUAAUAUUUAGGGAAUACUCUGUAAUUUGGGUUAUUUGUUAAAUAACAGCUUUUGGGGGUAAAAAUAUUUUAAACAAACUUUCAGGGAACCAUCUUAGGGUCAGGCAGUAUGACCAUGUCAAAUUAAGUUAAUUGCAUUUAGUGGUUUUAAAUUUUAUAAUUGAUAUUGGUAAAUAGAUACAUGGGCCCACAUAUAAUUAUAUAUAGUCACUGCCUUUAUGUAGUAGAUAUUCAUAAUAAAUAGCAUUAGGCCGAGCUUUCUCAGUCUGUUGUUAUUAUUCUGAAAUCAAGCAUUGUUUUAUUCAAUUGUCUUUUGUAAUCAUGCCAAGCUCACAAUCAAUGUUGCCUCAAAUUUUGUGAGGAGCUGAGUGCCAAGAAUUUGUUUUACGUAAUAGCAAGGGUUAACCACUGUGCACAGAUAAAGACUACAACAGAUGUGGCUAACCCAAAUGGCUUCAUGCGCGAUUUGAUCACAAAUCAAUUGUUCAAGGGCUGCCUCUAUCAAAUAAAAUGAAAAACAAAUAAACGCACAUAAUUAUUUAUUUGUAUACAUACUAUUCUCAAAUUACAACUCUUCUUCUGUUUUACAAUAUUAAUUUUAAAUGUUGAAAUUAUGUUCAUGUUCAAAUUAUAUAAGUAAAUGAUAAAGUUAACAAGAAAUAAGCCCUUUUCUAAAUAGUAUCCUACAUUUUUCUAUUUUCAGACCGAAAGAGCUGCAGCUGGUGAUAUCAGUUGAGUCACUAAAUGGAAAAACUAUUGUAAUGAAUCCAUACAGCUACAGACAAUCAAGAUAAGAGGAUUUGACUGGUGACAAGAAUGCUCUAAAACAUUGAUUCAGGAAGAAGUCUCUAAAGUUGUCCAAAAUGGAAAGCUGUAGUUAAAAGUCAACGCUUAUGACUUUUCAAAUAGAUGGUGCUGUGUGUGAAAUCCCCCUCCUGAGCAAGAAGUAGGGGCUCAGCCAAAGUCAAAACUUCAUUCCCAGCAAACACAGAAAAUACUUCCGUUGUGACUCAUUGGACAAUUGGUGGAUCAUUUCUGAACAUGCCAUAGAUGCUUUCAGGAAUGAUCAUUGGCUCAUGUCCCUUUUGAAAUUUUAUGAACCAUUUUACCUAAGAAGAACAUAAAGGCAGUCUUGAGCCUAACACAGAGAUGGCUAAUGUCUGUGAUGAAAAUUCUGAGUUACAGAGCAGAAAGAAUGAGUUGAGUUCUCAAAACUUUCCUCUUCAAAGAACUGGUGUUUUGUUAUCUUCUGAUCAUAGGACAGAAGAGUUUCCUCUUCAAAGAACUGAUGUUUUGUUAUCUUCUGAUCAUAGGACAGAACAGUUUCCUCUUCAGAGAACUGAUGUUUUGUUAUCUUCUGAUCAUAGAACCAAACGCCACAAUUGUGGCUUUGAGAAUCUUACAGCUUGGCCAUCACCCAGUAGCAACUCUGAUAUAUGCAUUACAAGAUCUGAAUCAGCAACAAGUCAUGAUGGCACAAGUGUUCAACAAGUACCAUCAGAGGAAUGUUUUUUAUUCUCACAUGAACCACCUCCUUUGGAACUCGGCACUGAUAAUUCAGUUACAGUUCAACCACAAAAUGAUCGAAGUCAAACAACUAGUGAAUCGCAAUCUUUACAACCAGACGAUGAUAAUGUAACAGCUAGGCUAUUAUUACAACCAGAAGAUGAUAGUUUAACAAAUAGACAAUUACAACCAAAAGAUGAUAAUUUAACAACUAGACUAUUAAAACAAGUAGAUGAUAACUUAGCUGCUAGUGGAUCUCAACAUGUACAACCAAAUACUCUUAAGAUAACAACAAAGGAAGUACAACCUUUAGAAUCAGAGGAUGACAGAUUGACUAGUGAAUUAAAUUAUUUAGAACCAGAUAACUAUAAAUUAACACCUAGUGAACCACAAGCUUCAGGAACAGAGAAUCAUAAUUUAACAUCUAGUGAACCACAAGCUUCAGAAACAGAGAAUCAUAAUUUAACAUAUAGUGAACCACAAGCUUCAGAAACAAAGAAUCAUAUUUUGACACCUAGUGAAGCCCACCAAGAAGGCCAUAUUUCAUUGCAUGGGGAUUUACUUCCUGUAGAACCAAAGAAUUGUAUUUUUUCAAGUCAAUCUCAUUCUUUAGAACCAGAAGACCAAAACUGUAUAAAAAGUGAAUAUCAUGUAUUAGGUUCAGAGAAUAACUAUCUGCUGGAACCAGAAAAUUAUGGUUUCAUCACUGCACAAUCUCAUCCAUUAUCAAUGGUAGAUAGUAAAUCACAAAUAAAUACAAAUAAAUAUAACUUCCCGUUUGGAAAGUUGCCAGAAUUAAGAAUUAUGUUGCAAAAAUGUGAUGUUCCCAAAGCUUGUCUGCGUCAUAUGUCAGCAAACAAAACUAAAGGACAUGGCUCUGCAGCUGGCCAUGAACAGGUUGCGAUGAAUGGUCUCACGCAACCUCUUGAAGUUUUAAAACUGAACAAUGAACCUCUUUUGCCAGUUAAAAGAAAGGUUGGAAGACCUAGAAAAUACAUUAGAGAAAAAUUAGAAGGUCUGGAGAAAGCUGAGGCAGACGGUAGAAACAAAUACCAAAGAAUGUUUAACUAUCAGUUCAAAUUGAGAGAAACGGAUUUGGAAAAAAUCAAAGAGCAAUCUCAGUUUUACGAUGAGUUCAAAUUAAAAGACAUUGAUGUUAUUGUGAAAAGUCCUAGUGAGGCAUCCAAUUUGAGGUUUGAGAAUUCCCCAAGCACAAGAAAAAUAUCAAAUUCUAAGACAGCGCAUGUUUUUGAUGAAAACACAAGAAACAAAGAAGUGAAGUGCAUCAAUAAUGAUGACAUGCUGAAAAAUGUUAAACUGAAAAAGAAAAGGCGUGGCAAGAAAGCAAAAAUGGAUGCUGGCAAAAAUGAUACCGUGAGAGAAAACGCUUGUGCUGUAAGAAAAGUCAAGUGUCACUUGAAUGGCGAAAAUCGAGGGUCAGAAUCGCGUCCAGAACAUGCAACAACAUUAUGUAAAGUUCAAGCAGAUUGUGCCAAACCAGUUCCUGGGAAAAGGCCACGAGGACGACCUCCAAAAAAAGGGAAUAAGUCUAAAUCUAGCUCAGGACGUAUGUCAACAUAUGACCUAGUGAGUGGUCAUUCUUCAAAGUUAAAAACCAAAGUGAAAUGUCAUCCCAAAGAAAAUGACCAAAAGCUGGACGUCAGAGCUGAAUGUUCACCGAAAAGAAAAGUGACUGUCUCCUUAAGUCAAGCCGUGGGUGCAAAGAAGCCAAAGCUUUCUGCAAAAACCACCUUACAAAAACUAAGAAAGACAAAGAAAAGAAGCAAAAUUCAUGGGAGAAAUACAUUUACGAUGGAUAAGAGCCGCAAAUUUCAUCUGAGGUCUGUUGGUGAGGGGAGAAUGUUGAGAUCAAAGAACGCCCCAGACGCCAAGGCCCCUGUGAAAAAAAAAGGUAGGUUUGUGUCAAAGAAAAAAGCUAACCCUGAGGAAGCAGAGAGAUGUGAAUCCCCGGAUUAUGAUCCAACAUCCCCCAUUGUGGAAAUGGACCAUGAUGCAGAGGUGGACUUUGAAACAUUGUUUUCUUUGGGAAUGGAGAAUUUCAACAGAGGAGGCACC
Lymnaea stagnalis (great pond snail) is the source of this 5470-nucleotide messenger RNA. Lineage: Eukaryota; Metazoa; Mollusca; Gastropoda; Lymnaeidae. The record is from the annotation of a GenBank genome assembly.